Molecule: messenger RNA, 1539 nt
Organism: Closterium sp. Naga37s-1
Lineage: Eukaryota; Viridiplantae; Streptophyta; Zygnematophyceae; Desmidiales; Closteriaceae
Source: the annotation of a GenBank genome assembly
AUGAAAAACAAUUCGUUUGUCCCCACUAGAUCCCCCCCUCCUCCCCUUCCUCUCCUUCCCCAUCCUCUCAAUCUCCUUUCCAACCCUCUCCUUUUCCCUUCCUCUCCUAUCUCCUCCUCUCCUUUCCCCCACUCACCUUUCCCCUCCUUUCCCUUUCCCCCCUCUCCUUUUCCUCCCUCUCCUUUUCUCCCCUCUCCUUUUCCCCCAUAUCCUUCCCAACCUCUCCUUUAUCCCACUCUCCUUUUCCCCCCCGUAUCCUUCCUUCUCCCUCUCUCCUUUCCCCACUCUCCUUUUCCCCCCUCGCCUUCCCCUCCCUCUCCUUUCCCCUCCUCUCCUUUCUUUUCCCCCUCUUCUUUCCCCGUCUCUCCUUUCCCCUCUCUCUUUCUCUCCUUUCCCCCCCUCUCCUUUCCCCCCUUCUCCACCCUUCUCCUUCCCCCCACUCUCCUUUUCCCCCGUCUCCUUUCCCGACCUCUCGUUUCCCCCCCUCUCCUUUUCCUCCCUCUCCUUUCCCAUCCUCUCCUUUUCCCCCCUCUCCUUUCCCCCCUCUCUUUUUCCCCUUCUCCUAUUCCCCCCUCUCCAUUUCCCCCCUCUCAUUUCCUCCCCUCUUCUUUCUCAUCCUCUCUUUUCCCCCCCUCUCAUUUUCCCCCUCUCUCCUUUCCUCCCUCUCCUUUUCACCCUCUCCUUUCCCCCCCUCUCCUUUUCCCCCUCUCUCCUUUCCUCCCCUCUCCUUUCCCCCCCCUCCUUUCCCCUCCUCUCCUUUCCCCCCCUCACCUUUCCUCCCCUCUCUUUUCCUCCCCUCCCCUUUCCCCCCUUCUCCCUUCCCCCUCUCUCCCUUCCCCCCUUCUCCCUUCCCCCCCUCUCCCUCCCCCCCCCUACCCUUCCCCCUCCUCUCCUUUCCUCGCCUCUCCUUUCCUCCCCUCUCCAUUCCCCCCCUCUCCUUUCCCUCUCUCUCCUUUUCCUCCCUCUCCUUACCCCCCCUCUCCUUUCCUCCCCUUUCCUUCCCCCACCUCCCCUUUCCCCCCUCUCCUUUCUUCCCCCUCUCCUUUCCCCCCCUCUCCUUUUCCCCCUCUCUCCUUUCCUCCCCUCUCCUUUGCCCCCCUCUCCUUUCCCCUCCUCUCCUUUCCCCCCCUCUCCUUUCCUCCCCUCUCCUUUCCUCCCCUCCCCUUUCCCCCCUUCUCCCUUCCCCCUCUCUCCCUUCCCCCCUUCUCCCUUCCCCCCCUCUCCCUUCCCCCCCUGUCCUUCCCCCUCCUCUCCUUUGCUCGCCUCUCCUUUCCUCCCCUCUCCAUUCCCGCCCGCUCCUUUCCCUCUCUCUCCUUUUCCUCCCUCUCCUUUCCCCUCUCUCCUUUCCCCUCUCCUUUCCCCCUUCUCCUCUCCUUCUCCCCACCACCUUGGCCCUCGUGCCUGCACCCGCCGCAAGCACGCAAUCGACCUAGACGCACCGGCGCUGCGCCUACUUACUCACCCACCCUCCCGCGCGCCGGCGGCUGGCCUGGCAGCGCGGGGGGUAGCAUCGAAGCGCUCUUGACGCGCGAAGCUUAA